AUGUCUGUACAAAAAGAAGAAUACGAUAUUUUAGAAAAGGCUCAAUUAUCUGUAUCUGCAGAAAGUUUAACGUCAGAUUCAGAAAGCCUUUCACAUAACCCAUUUGACGAUUUUCAUGAAGCUGAGCGUUGGAGAAAAGUCUAUGAAUCCAGUGGUUACGAAGGUCUGGCUAAGUUCGAUCCUGAGUUUACAUGGACCACGGAUGAGGAAAAGAAAUUGGUAAGGAAAAUGGACUUGAAGAUUUUUUUAUGGGUUUUCAUUAUGUUUGCUUUUCUGGAUUUAAUAAGGAAGAAUAUUGCAAGGGCAGUUUCGGACAACUUCAUUUCUGACUUGAAUAUGAACACUAACGACUACAACCUCGGCCAAACUGUUUAUCUGGUUAUAUUUCUAGCAAGUGAACUACCUGGUAACCUGCUGUCGAAAAGAUUUGGUCCAGAAAGAGUCAUUCCGGUUCAAAUUGUAUUGUGGAGUGUCAUCUGCAUUACCCAAGCUGGUUUGAAAAAUCGAGGUCAGUUUAUUGCUACGAGAUGUUUGUUAGGAAUGGUUCAAGGGGGGUUCAUCCCAGACAAUAUUCUCUACUUGUCGUAUUAUUAUACCGGAGCAGAGCUUACGUUCCGCUUAAGUUUCUUUUGGUGCGCUAUACCGCUCUUCCAAAUUUUAGGCUCUCUCUUAGCUUCCGGAGUCAUAGAGAUGAGGGGGAUUCAUAACUUAGCAGGUUGGCAAUAUCUGUUUAUAAUUGAAGGUUUUCUGUCCCUUUCUGUGGGUGUGGCAUCCUUUUAUUUAAUGCGUAGGGGGCCUACGCAAACUGGCGAGUCUGCAUUUCACAAGGGAAAAUCGUUAUUCACUGAGUAUGAGGAAAAAAUUAUGGUUAACAGAAUCCUAAGAGAUGACCCAUCAAAGGGCGACAUGAGUAAUCGACAACCAGUUAGCUUUAAGGAGAUUUUGUACACAUUAACAGAAUUUGAUCUAUGGCCGUUGUUUAUCCAAGGCAUUACAGCAUUCAUAGCUCUUCAAACGGUUGGUCCUUAUUUAUCUUUGAUAUUAAAAAGUUUAAAUUACUCCACAUUUCUUUCGAACAUUUUAGCAAUUCCAGGCCAAGCCUUGUUACUCAUUAAUCUACCAUUAGCGGCAUUAUUAUCGCGUAAAUUGAAAGAAAAAUCACUCUGUGUAGGAAUUGCCAACGUUUGGGUGCUUCCUUUCAUAGUUUCUCUAGUUGCUUUACCGACCGAUACAAACCCAUGGAUCAAGUAUAUACUACUGACCGGUAUACUUGGUCUUCCCUAUACGCAUUCCAUUCUUGCUGGUUGGGUCUCCGAGAUUUCGAAUUCGGUAAGAUCACGUACAGUGGGUACAGCAUUAUACAACAUGAGUGCCCAGGUUGGAUCAAUCAUUGCUUCUAACAUGUACAGGAAUGAUGAUAAACCCUACUAUACCAGAGGUAACAAAAUACUUCUAGGGUUCACUUGUUUCAACAUUUGCUUGGCUGUUGCAACCAAGUUUUACUAUAUUAGUAGAAAUAAAUACAAAGAUCGCAAAUGGAAUUCUAUGACAAAAGAGGAACAGAUCAAUUACUUAGAGACAACCAAAGAUAAGGGAAUGAAGCGCCUUGACUAUAGAUUCAUUCACUAG
Messenger RNA from Saccharomyces paradoxus, 1629 nucleotides. RefSeq names its product Soa1p (gene SOA1). Gene Ontology annotation, cellular component: membrane. Gene Ontology annotation, biological process: transmembrane transport. The record is from RefSeq and is a predicted model, not a curated record. Bases 1 to 1629 code for a protein of 542 amino acids. Lineage: Eukaryota; Fungi; Ascomycota; Saccharomycetes; Saccharomycetales; Saccharomycetaceae. The transcript has a single exon. Gene Ontology annotation, molecular function: sulfate transmembrane transporter activity.